AUGCCUCUAGAUACUCUGGAUCUUCAAGCCCACGAUGCGCCUUCUGCCAAAGACCAUACGCGACAACCUUCACAUCCUUCACCCUACGGCUUUGGACCAGCCGCACCUCAUCAAGCCCAAACAUUGCGGCACGCCGAGGAAGAGGCCUAUCAGCAACAGCACAUCAGUCCGCGGGCUUCAGAAGAGGGCGCCAACAGCGGCUUUCUGCCCGACGACCAUUUCUACGACAACCUGGAUGAUGACCCAGACAACGACAACGUAACUUCCCAGAACGGAGCCAACGGGAAUGGAUACCACGGGCAAGACCUUGACGACGGUGAAGGCAGUGACUCCCAGGAUGAGGAUAUGGAUGACGAUUUAUUGGACAAAAUAUCGAGCUCGCCUUCGAUUGAAGAUGGUAAAUACACCCUACCCCCUUGGCCCCCGCGAGCGGACUCGGUGGAUUCUGGAGCUUCCCCGGCUUCCCUAUCGACGCCGACUCGAGGCAUCUUUCCUUCUUCGUCGCCUUUUUCUUCUACCCCUGAGCACUUUCCAUUGCGCCCAUCGCAAUUCGUCCAACGAGCAAGUCAUCAUGGUGAGUAUGAGGAGGAGCAGGGCCAAACGGAGCAAAAUCACAUCUCUGGCUAUGGACGCGAUACUACGCCUUCAGGUGACUGCUCGCCCAUGCCUCGCAACGCCGCGUCGUCCUCUCAACAUCAAGAUUUCCCCCUGUCCGAUUCCCAGGACUUCCAGAGGUAUUUGUUGCCUCUGGUCGAUCCAGUCUUGGCCAGCACAAUAAAUACUGGCCCUGAUUAUCAAGAGGACUUCAUGUACGAUGACGAUGACGAGGACGACUGGGAAGACGACGAAACCUGCCUACCAUGUUCCGAAUCGAGUUCAGAUGAUGAUGACUCUCACUCUCUCCAAUUUUGCCUUGACGAUCGCUUUAUUGAUUCUGGUUGGGGAGGAGAAUGCUUACGAGAAGUAGAGGACAUUGACUUCGAAUUCGUAUAUGCCCUACAUACCUUUGUUGCAACAGUCGAAGGCCAGGCCAACGCUACCAAAGGUGACACCAUGGUGUUGCUAGAUGAUAGCAACAGUUACUGGUGGCUCGUUAGGGUUGUGAAAGAUGGCAGUAUUGGCUACCUACCGGCCGAACAUAUCGAAACACCAACCGAACGAUUGGCCCGACUAAACAAGCAUAGGAAUGUUGAUCUAUCUGCUUCUAUGCUCGGCGACAACCCAGAGAAAUCAAAAAAUCCACUCAAAAAGGCAAUGCGUCGAAGAAAUGCGAAGACCGUACAGUUCGCUCCACCCACAUAUUAUGAACCCGGUGAGUAUGAUUACUCUGAUGAGGAGGAAGAGGAAGAUGAUGAAGAGAGUCACCUCGAGCAUAUGGGCUUGGACGAUUCCGACGAGGGUGAGGCUACAGACGAUCAGCGAGAAGUUUCUGCAGUGAGCGAUCCCCAGGAAUCGCAUGAGGCAGUCACUCUGGCUGGAAUACAACGAACCACCAGCAACGACAGCUUGAAGGACGACCUCUCUUCAAGCGCUACAAUUGCACAGAAGCCAAAUAACAGUCUGGAGCAACCACAGAGCGACGAGCCAGCCCAAAGAUCGCGAAAAGGUGUCGUCCGAAAUACCGACUCUUUCUUCAAAGAUGACACAGUUGAAACGAAAAAGAUCUCGCUUACUCCACGACUUCUCCGAGGCGAUUCAGAAGCUGGUGAGCCUGUCGAGCAGGAAAUACGUCAACAGCCAAGUCUGGAAACUUUCGACAAGGUGGUGGCAUCUGAUGAUAAAUCUAAGGACAAGAAAAAGGAGAAGAAGGGUAUGCUGAGUGGUCUGUUCAAGCGCAAGAAGGGCACCAGCCAUGAGGACACUGAAAAAGCUGUGGAAGAACCUCGCCAGCCACCCCAGGCGAAAGAGUCUGUGGAGUCGUUGUCAACCAAGACCGAACUUGGCCCAGAGAGAAAACCGAGCAAACUGCAAAAGGCACCUCCGAUCAAUUCGCCCAAGGCUUCACCCCCCGAAUCAAGAGCUGUACAACGAGAUGCGCCCGAACCCUCCCAAGGCGCUGUACUUCCUGCCCCGACAGGGCCAGCACCCGCACCACCCACGGUCCGAACGGUUGAUUUCGCGACUCCACAGUCGGAAGCAGUGAGGAAGCCUGAAGUGGGACAGUCUCAGGCGCCUGUCCAAGUCAACAGGUUCCCUUCUCUUACUGAAAAGAGAUCGUUUUUCGCGCCCAUCACCAUGGCACUGAAAUCUACCCCUUCAACAGGUUCAGAUGGUGGGUUCGGCCACAAGCCAACUUAUUCGAAGAGAGCUAAGGAGCGAUUUGCAAUAGACGACAGUGACUCUGACGGAGACGACGAGACACCCAAGGCUGAAGUACAGGAUCGACAGAGUAUCUCUCCUAUCUCGAAUGCACAAGUCAUACGCCCUCGGUCGGAUUCGGCCAUGCAAGUUUCGCCCAUAGAGCCUCCAUCUCCAAUCAGGUUUGGAAACAGCAAGUAUGGCGCCCGUCAACCAGCAACAAUGUCCUCGUCUCCUCCGCCACUUGAUUUUAAUACAGGGGACUCGGACGGGACUGCCAGCACUUCGAAGCCGUCGCCAUCCAGUGCUGCCCAUACUCCAUCAACUUCAAGGUCUACUCCAACAUGGUCCGACGCGUCUCUCCGAACAUAUAUGGAGAACGACCAAGAUAUUAAGGACCUGCUUAUCAUUGUACACGACAAAUCAAACGUCACGCCGGUCGGGCCCGACCAUCCUCUUAUGCACGAUCUCUUCUCCCAAGAGCGGACAAAACUGGCGGAUAUGCAGUCACAACUUGACAACAUGUUGAUGCACUGGAUAUCCAAAAAGAACGCGAACGUCCUAUCAUCGGCCGUAAGCUGA
Molecule: messenger RNA, 2880 nt
Organism: Capronia coronata CBS 617.96
Lineage: Eukaryota; Fungi; Ascomycota; Eurotiomycetes; Chaetothyriales; Herpotrichiellaceae
Exons: 3
Coding region: 1-2880 (959 amino acids)
Biological process (GO): establishment or maintenance of actin cytoskeleton polarity
Cellular component (GO): cell tip; microtubule cytoskeleton
Molecular function (GO): protein binding
Source: RefSeq, a predicted model, not a curated record